AUGGAUUUUGACCUUGUCAUCCGCAAUGGUACCGUCGUGACUGCCUCAGACAUCUGGGAGUCUUGUGAUAUUGGAAUCAAAGAUGGGACAAUUGUUGCCGUCGGUCCUCGUCUUCCAGCCACAACUGGCGCGCAAGAGAUCGACGCUGAAGGAGCUUUUAUAACUCCCGGUGGAGUUGACUCUCAUGUUCAUCUCAAUCGCGAAAACUAUGUCGCUGACACGUACGACACGGGCACGCGCAGUGCAGUUGCUGGAGGAACGACAACAGUAAUUACGUUCGCCUCACAAACGAAGAAGGACGCAAGUAUCAUUCCUGUUAUUGAGAACUACCACAAGCUUGCCAAGGACCAGUCCUACUGUGACUACGCUUUCCACGUCAUUAUCACCAAUCCGACGCCCCAAAUCGUUGAAGAUGAAUUCCCGCGGAUGGUCGACGAGUACGGAAUUACGAGUGUGAAGUUGUAUAUGACAUAUAAACCCAUGAAGCUUCUCGAUUACCAGAUUCUUGAUGUUAUGUAUCACGCUCGGAAACUUGGUAUCACCACGAUGGUGCACGCCGAGAAUGCCGAUAUCAUCGACUGGAUGACGCAGCAUCUCGAGGAGAAGCUCAUGACGCAUCCUCACCAUCAUGGCACAUCUAGACCUCCGAUCGUGGAGGCUGAGGCGACGAACCGCGUCAUCUGUCUGGCUGAACUGAUGGAUACACCGAUCCUGUUGGUGCAUAUAUCCGGGGGGCCUGCCACGAAGCACAUCCGCGAUGCACAAACGAGGCUGCUUCCGAUCUACGGUGAAACGUGUCCCCAGUACAUGUUCCUUCUCGCUGAUUCGAUGCGAAAGGGGGACUUCGAAGGCGCGAAGUGCGUAUGCUCACCUCCGAUCCGGGAGGACAAGUCCGACCAAGACGCCAUAUGGGCUGGGAUCAAGAACGGAACAUUUAAUGUCGUCUCUUCAGACCACGCUCCUUGCAAGUAUGACCAUCCAAACGGAAAGCAGCGCGGGCUCCAACACGGGAACCUUCCAUACGGCAAAUUCCGUUUCAUACCGAACGGCCUACCUGGUGUAGAAACCCGUGUUCCGCUUCUCUUUUCCGGCGGGGUCCUCUCCGGGCGCAUCUCCCCACAGAAGUUCGUCGAGGUCACGUCCACAAACCCAGCUAAGCUAUAUGGAUUGAAGAAAAAGGGCAGCAUUGCCCCUGGCUUCGAUGCUGAUUUGGUUAUCUGGUACUCACAAACAAAGUCCCAGCCAUUCAAGCUCACAAACGAAAUGCUGCACCACGCUAUCGACUAUACGCCGUUUGAGGGUAUCGAGUUCAAGAACUGGCCGAGGUACACAAUCAUCAGGGGCAAGGUGGUGUUUAGUCAUGGGGAGGUAAUUGGGGAGAUGGGGUAUGGUCAGUUUAUUCAGCGAGAGAAGAGUUUACUUCCAGGACCAAGAGAUGUUUGGUUGAACGAAUGGCGUCCCUAAUUCAUUGAUCGUUGUACUCCAAUUUCCAUAUACCGUUCCAUGUGAACUGAAUUCCUUGGUGGUGUAAACCAGCUGUUUCACUGAUAUGUGCGAAGUAAGAAAUACCGAGGCUGAUCCUCAAGCUUUGGGAUUGAGUCAUUGAAAAUAUGGCCAAAGUUCUGGAUGAUAUCAUCUCGCACACUGCAAAUAUUCUUUCAAAGGUCAAGAUGAGCUACCAGUUCUCCACUGUGAUGCAAGGCGCUCACCGUCCGACCACAAAUAUUGUCG
Suillus subaureus is the source of this 1731-nucleotide messenger RNA. RefSeq lists its product as uncharacterized. Gene Ontology annotation, molecular function: hydrolase activity, acting on carbon-nitrogen (but not peptide) bonds. NCBI's taxonomy places the organism in Eukaryota, Fungi, Basidiomycota, Agaricomycetes, Boletales, Suillaceae. The record is from RefSeq and is a predicted model, not a curated record. The transcript has 5 exons. Gene Ontology annotation, cellular component: cytoplasm. The coding region runs from base 1 to 1464 and encodes 487 amino acids.